Molecule: messenger RNA, 4591 nt
Organism: Hypanus sabinus (Atlantic stingray)
Lineage: Eukaryota; Metazoa; Chordata; Chondrichthyes; Myliobatiformes; Dasyatidae
Exons: 4
Coding region: 817-2694 (625 amino acids)
Source: RefSeq, a predicted model, not a curated record
GCCAUGGGAUCAGGUGCUGGAUGGUCGUAAAAGCAGUUAAGUAGGUAUCACAAGUCCUGUGUCACCCAUCUUGUAAAGACCCUGCCCAGAAGGCAAUGGCAAAGCACUUCUGUAGAAAACUUUUUCAAGAGCAAUGAUGAUCAUGGAAAGAAUGAGCAACCAAGUCAUACCACACAGCACAAAACAAAUGAACGUUUGUGUGAAGUACCUCAAGAUAGUGGAACUUAGGAGACGACGACGCCUAACGGUGACUCCUUUGUUUGCACUUCGGAAACAGCUCUUGUUCUAUUUUUCAUAUCUCUAUUUUUCCCUUUCAAGGUUCUUUUGAAGACCCUGACCUGGAGUUACACACUGACUCCGGUUCUUUGCGGGCAGGGGACCCGCUCUCCGGGGUCUUACGACUGGCAGCUAUUCAAUAUACCAUGGACAUGGCCUAGAAUACCAGCACACCUCCGGAGUUCUGGGAUUUCAUGGCACUGAAUGUGGGCGGACUUCAGGUCAGUGCCUCCACAGGAAAUCAGUGUGUCGUGGGAGACAGAAGAUCGAAAGCAACAAGUUGGCUGCUGGCUGUGUGCCCAUAGACCCGAGUUCUUUUUAGGCACAGAGCUCGGAAAAGGCGAUGUAACAGACCUUUAACGUCAUAAGUCAAAGUGAAUACUGACAAUGCUUCAAUCAAGAAUUAUUCAUUACCAAGGAUUGUAAAGAUUUCAACUUUCUGAAACUGUCAAUCAUGAGAGUUCAAUCAAUACUGAGGUCAAGGACUGCCUCAGAAAUCCUGAUCAUCCAGACUGCCAGCAGUCUUCAACAAACACACCAAUGGACCAAACAGAGCUCCAAAAGGGAAACAACUUGCACAAUUUAAUUCGAUCAAGGUCCCGUCGCUGUCCCUACAACAGGCAAAGCCAUGGGAUGUACCAAGGAUCUUCUAAUGGCAAAGGCACAUCAAUGCGUUACAGUUAUACACCACUGUCCAGUGGUUGGGAAUGGCUAUUUGGCAAAGUGUUUGAUGAUUAUGACAAUGGAUUAGGGUCAAAAGGCAAUGGGCUUGGCCAGAAUGGAAAUGGUCAAGGCUCAAAUGGACAAAAUGGGAAUGGUCAAGGGUUAAACACAAAUGGGAAUGGACAAGGUGGAAAUGGUCAAGGGUCAAAUAGCAAUAUGAAUGGACAAGGUGAAAAUGGUCAAGGGUUAAGUGCCAAUGGGAAUGGACAAAGUGGAAAUAGUCAAGGGUUAAAUAGCAACGGGAAUGGGCAAGGUGGAAAUGGCCAAGGGUUAAAUAGCAAUGGGAAUGGGCAAGGUGGAAAUGGUCAAGGGUUAAGUGCCAAUGGGAAUGGACAAAGUGGAAAUAGUCAAGGGUUAAAUAGCAACGGGAAUGGGCAAGGUGGAAAUGGUCAAGGGUUAAAUGCCAAUGGGAAUGGACAAGGUGGAAAUGCUAAUGGUUAUGAUGAAGAUGAAGAUGAAAGUGAUGAGGAAAGUGAGGAAAAUGAUGAGGAGGAUGAGAAUGUUCAAAAUGGAAAUGGCCAAGGAUCAAACAGUAUUGCAACUAGCCAAGGGGGUAAUGGUCAAGGAUCAAACAGUAUUGCAAAUGGCCAAGGGGGUAAUGGGCAAGGAUCAAUCAAAAAUGCAAAUGACCAAGAAAGUAAUAGUCAAGGGGGUAAUGCUCAAGGGGCUAGUGGGCAAGGGUCAAACAACAAUGGAUUUAAUCAAUAUGGAAAUGGUCAAGGAUCAAAUUUCAAUGGAUAUGGUCAAGGGUCAAAUGGAAAUGGAUAUGGCCAAGGUGGGAAUGGUCAAGGGUCAGACUUCAAUGGAUAUGUACAAGGGGGAUAUGGUAAAGGAUCAAGUGGCAAUGGAUAUGGCCAAGGGGAGUACAGUCAAGGGUUAAAUGGCAAUGGAUAUGGCCAAGGGGGGUACAGUCAAGGGUUAAAUGGCAAUGGAUAUGGCCAGGGAGGGAAUGGUCAAGGGUCAGACUACAAUGGAUAUAUCCAAGAGGGAUAUGGUAAAGGGUCAAAUGGUAAUGGAUACGGCCAGGGAGGAUAUGGUCAAUGGCAUAACAAUAAUGGAUAUGACCAAGAAGGUUAUGCUCAAGGUUCAAAUGGUAAUGGAUAUGACCUAGGGGGAUAUGGUCAAGGGUCAAAUGGUAUUGGACUUGGCCAAGGGGGAAAUGGUCAAGGGUCAAAUAGUAAUGGAUAUGGACAAGGGUUAAAUGGGAAUGGGUAUUAUCAAGGAGGGAAAGGUCAGGGGUCAAAUGGUAAUGGGUAUGGCCAAGAUGGAUAUAUGCAAGGGUUAAAUGGCAAAGAGGAUAACCAAGCAGGAUAUGGUCAAGGGUCUAACUUCAAUGGGUAUGGCCAAGGGGGGUAUGGUCAAGAGUCAGAUUUCAAUGGGUAUGACCAGUUUGGGAAUGUUCAAGGAUCACACUCCAAUGGGUAUGGCCAAAGUGGUAAUGGUCAAGGAUCAAAUUCCAAUGGAUAUAAUCAAGGUGGGAAUAGCCUUGGAAUGAAUAAUAAUAUGAUUAAUGCACGUGGUAAUGCACAAGAAGGGAGCCCCAAUCCUGCUAUAGAGUUACUGAAAAGGCAUUAUAGGAAAAGGGAUACAUCUUCUGAUGCAGCAUAUAUUUCAGCCAUUAAAAAGAUAUACUCUCAGAGACUACAUCCAGUUUUCAGGUACAGCCUUAUACGCCGAAGAACUAAAAAACCAUAAAAUAAUCCUACCUUCCUUUUGACCAUCUCCCUAUAGAUAGGCAUCUGGGGCUUGCCUGUUACAGAUUUGUACAUUUUAUGUUAUUAUCUUCAUGUGAUUAAAUAGGAAAGUGACAACCCUGGAUGACUUAAGAGAAUAAAAGGUUUUGAUGUGUCAAAAUGUUGUCUGCACUUCAGAUGAAAGCAAAAUUCUGCUUCUGUAAUCCUGCAAAAUGCAAUUUUGCUUGCAAAUUCCCUCAAGUUACAGGGAUCUCCUCUGGUAUUUCAGCUGGCAUAAAUAGAAAAGCUCUUCUUAUUCAAGGCACUGGUAUCAUUAGCCACAACUUCUAAAGAUACCUUGCCUUCAACACUCACCAGGCACCGCCUGCAGAAUGCACGAGUUCAUUCCCUGAAAUAAGCUCCCCCAGCAAAGUCAUCACAUUCUGAUCACAAGGUCCUGUACAGUGCACUGACUUCUGAACAUAAAUAGAAAACACCACCCAUAAAAUUCUUCUCAGAACCAGUUCAACCUAAAUGCCUCCAAUGCUCACACUCAAUUGUGUAUUGCUGUUAAAAGUUUAAAUUAUUAUAAUAUGUAAAAACAUUAAUAUAGAAAGCAAACAAGAAAACAAGAUCUUUAAAUGUAUUUAAUAAUAUCUUAAAAUGUACCUUUUCCCCCAAAUCCUUCCCUCUCCAUUCUAAGUUUAUCUGGGAGUUCCCCAGUACAGUUGCUGGGAAACCCUGCGUUCAGUCUCCCGUGUGGGAUCACACUUGCCCCGACAACUGAGGCCAGCUAGCUGUGUACAAGAUUGGGAAUCCCAAACAACUCUGCAGUUACAAAGGGAGUUGGCAGUUAGCAGUUCCGUGUGGGGCUACUUAAGUUUGAGGGCAAGAUUCAGGCCAGAUGUCAUCCUAUUACUCUUUCAUUUACCAGAAACAAGUGUGCAGCCUACCUAGACUUGACUCAGCAACACUGAUCAUUUUUGCAGAAUUCACCUGAAGUAGCGCUCAGUUAGAUCUCAAUCUCAAGCGGGUGGAAGUCACACUGUUAACAGUGGCCAUUUCUUGAAUUAUGCUAAACUGGUUAGUUCUUCCUGCAACAAUUUGUCAUGCAUGCUCCAGGCGCAGGACACGGCCACUUUAGUUAUCUGGGACAGGGGCUUGGGCAUAUUAGCAAGUUUCCUAAACUCAUACUGGCAGCACCAAGCCUAAAGACUGACAUCAAGCCAAUUACAUUCUUCAGCUUGUAGGUGGUCCUUAGUAUGAUGUGAUACACCUUGCAAGAACCAACUUCUGCGUCAACAUGUUAUCUCAAUGUUAAGGACAAUGGACAGGUCAGAUUGUUUUUCUGCAAUACUUCUUCAAUGUAAAAUAGAUUACAUGUAUAUAUUUUAAGGUGGUUACAGAUUAAAAUAGAUGGCUCAAAUAUGACCAGUGGUGGCCAUGAGGAGAUCCCACUCAUUUGUAAUAUUUUAUUUUGUUUCCUUUUCAUAUCAUAAAUAUUGAUUUCCAUAUUUAGAAGUUUCAACUAUAAUCUAGAAUGUACUGCCCAAGAGGUCAGCGUUAACAAAUUCCAACAAUAGUUUCCAAAAGGUACUUGGAUAAAUCUUUAAAUGGAAAAUAAUUUGUUGGGCUGAAGAACAAAGAGCAAGGGGCUCUGACAAACUGGAGAUCUCAUUCAAAGAAUAAGAUGACACAUGUGUGCUGCCUUUUAUAUUAUCCGUUGUAUGCUGGAAUCCGCAGUGUGGCUGAGUAGUCGGGCUGGAUCCAAGGUGCUCAGGUUGGUUGCCUGACCAGUUCUGUUUGUGAGGCUAUUGCACCAUGUGAUCACCUGCUCACUCUGUUCUUCAUCUACAAUGUCAUUUCAUGAGUAGAAGGUGUUUGUUGAUUCCUUCCGAUUGUUCCCAGUUACCUUUGUG